This is a messenger RNA of Jaculus jaculus (lesser Egyptian jerboa), 2695 nucleotides long. RefSeq names its product vesicle amine transport 1 (gene Vat1). Lineage: Eukaryota; Metazoa; Chordata; Mammalia; Rodentia; Dipodidae. The transcript has 6 exons. The coding region runs from base 16 to 1245 and encodes 409 amino acids. The record is from RefSeq and is a predicted model, not a curated record. Gene Ontology annotation, molecular function: oxidoreductase activity; zinc ion binding.
GUCGCGAGUCCAGCCAUGUCCGCAGACCGAGAGGCAGCCGAGGCGGCCACCGCGGUGGUGGCGGCGGCGGCGGCGGAGGCCGGGGCCGGAGGAGACGCCCCUUCUCAGCCCCCGAAAGCCGAGGCGGAGAGCCAGCCCCAGCAGCCUCCCGCGGCCUCGGAGGAGACCUCCGCCGCCGCCGCCCCGUCCCCGCCGCCGCCGCCGCUGCGCUGCCUGGUACUCACGGGCUUCGGCGGCUAUGACAAGGUGAAGCUGCAGAGCCGACCGGCCGCUCCUCCGGCCCCGGGACCCGGGCAGCUGACGAUACGCGUCCGAGCCUGCGGACUCAACUUCGCAGACCUCAUGGCCCGCCAGGGGCUGUACGACCGGUUGCCACCGCUGCCCAUCACUCCGGGCAUGGAGGGCGCGGGCGUGGUGAUCUCCGUGGGCGAGGGUGUCAGCGACCGUAAGGUAGGAGACCGGGUGAUGGUGCUCAAUCGGUCUGGGAUGUGGCAGGAGGAGGUGACCGUAUCAUCUGCCCAGACCUUCUUGAUGCCUGAGGCCAUGACCUUCGAGGAAGCUGCUGCCUUGCUGGUCAAUUACAUCACAGCCUACAUGGUUCUCUUUGAUUUCGGCAACCUGAGGCCUGGCCACAGCGUCUUGGUGCACAUGGCUGCAGGUGGGGUGGGCAUAGCAGCCCUGCAGCUGUGCCGCACGGUGGAGAACGUGACGGUGUUUGGAACGGCCUCGGCCAGCAAGCACGAGGUGCUGAAGGAGAAUGGCGUUACACACCCCAUUGACUACCACACGACGGACUACGUGGAUGAGAUCAAGAAGAUCUCCCCCAAAGGAGUGGACAUCGUCAUGGACCCUCUGGGUGGGUCAGAUACUGCCAAAGGCUACAACCUCCUCAAACCUAUGGGCAAAAUUGUCACCUAUGGAAUGGCCAACCUGCUAACGGGCCCCAAGCGAAACCUGAUGGCCCUUGCCCGCACGUGGUGGAACCAGUUCAGUGUGACGGCUCUGCAGCUGCUGCCAGCCAACCGGGCUGUGUGCGGCUUCCACCUGGGCUACCUGGAGGGGGAGGUGGAGCUCGUCAGCCGCGUGGUGGCCCACCUCCUGGCUCUGUACAGUCAGGGCCGCAUCAAACCCCGCAUUGACUCAGUCUGGCCCUUCGAGAAGGUGGCUGAUGCCAUGAAGCAGAUGCAAGAGAAGAGGAACGUGGGCAAAGUGCUCCUGGUUCCUGGGCCCGAGAAGGAGAACUAGGGCAGGGGGCUGAAGACCCCUGAGGACCAGGAAGGAGGAAGUUGAAAGCCCCAUUGUGCUGACCACCAGCCUCUCACAUUUCACCCUCUGUUGUAUGCUCUGCCCUCCCUCCCUAAGGGUCUCCGCUGAGGACCACUUCCCUGCCCUGAGCGCUCUGUCUGCUCAGGACUGCCCCUCCCCUUCCUGCUCUCAGAAGAGGUUGGGAAGUGACCACUUGGAUGUCCGGGCCCUGCCAAGGGGACAGGGAGGGUCAGAGGGAGGCUGGCUGCUUCCUGCCCCCACCCUCUCCCUGGGCCUGCUGUGCUGCUUUUGUGCCAAGGUUAGCCAGUCCCUGUCCCCGUCUGGUCCUGUUCUGUGUGUUUCCACUCUGCCUCACCUUCCCUCCUGUCCCUGCCCCACCACCUCCCCCAAAGAAUCAAAAUGUCAGCUCAGGAUGUGGGGCGAAUCCGUGUGCGUCCAGCAUGUUUCUCCCUGGUGUCCAUUUAGCCCAGGCCAACCCGUGCCACCUCUGGGCUUGACCAGUCCCCAACUUUGUCACCUGUCCCUAACUUCUUAAGCACAAUUGGACUUCUUCCACCUCCAGCUUGCUGCUGUUUAACCAAGGCUGCCUCUUACGGUUAGGGCAGGAGUCAGAUAGAUCAAUCCCCCAGGUCACCAUUUCUGAGGUCUACCGAACACCCCUACCCUCCCACUGAGGUCUCUAGAUUUGUUCUCAGUGCCUUAGCAUCGGAAAAACCUGUGCUGUGUGUAGGGGGGUCCCUGUCUCUGACCUUCUCCACUCCGUCCUCCCUCCCCAGUGCCUUCCGUGUCCUGAGGGAACUGGGCCUUUACUCCUCCCCAGUCCUGUAACACUGCCAAAAAUCUGUGUAUGUGCCAGUGGGUGGAAGCCAGCCCCUCGCCUAGUGGGGUCAGUUGUUCUCAGUGUAGUCUGUGCCUGUCUCUGCUGGUGGUGGGAGAGGGGGAGACAGGGAAGAGUGGCCAGAGCCCCGAGAGGCGCUGCCGCUGCUGGGUCUUGUUCUGGGACCAAAGUGAAAACCUAAGCACAUUCCCUUUGCUGUCAAGGGAGGCCGCCUGCUCAGCCCAGACUCUGCUGGUUAGCUCAGCCCCACUCUUCCUUUACACAGGCGGGCGGGGAGGUGGAGCAUCAUGGGAGAAGCAGCCUGGACAGGGAGGAGGAGCCCUGGUGGGGAGCAGGAGAGUAAAGUGGGGUGGUUGCUGGAGCCAAAGUGGGGACUCUCUGAGGUGGGGGCUAACUCCCUCUGCCCCAGAGCUGGGAUUAGGAAAAGUUAUUAUUGGCCUAGCCAUUGCCAGUAGGAGGUGGGGGGAGGGGCUCAUCCACUUUGUAGUCUUAACGAAGCCUCCAUCUGGGAAGUGCGAUUUCUGCUUUUGUGUCCCUCACCCCAUUACCACAGCUGCCUUUGUGUUUGUGUCAAUAAAAAACCAAACCCUG